Molecule: messenger RNA, 3539 nt
Organism: Sinocyclocheilus grahami
Lineage: Eukaryota; Metazoa; Chordata; Actinopteri; Cypriniformes; Cyprinidae
Product: exocyst complex component 6-like
Exons: 21
Coding region: 81-2153 (690 amino acids)
Biological process (GO): Golgi to plasma membrane transport; exocytosis; intracellular protein transport
Cellular component (GO): membrane; exocyst
Source: RefSeq, a predicted model, not a curated record
GCGACACCUAUCGGUGGACUCGAGUUACUGCAUCUCCGUCGGCAUUGUCACAAGCGAACACUGUGACGAUUAGAGCCAACAUGGCGGAGAGCGAGAGCUUGGAGACUAUCACCGAACAUGAGCGAAUAUUACAAGAGAUCGAGAGCACGGACACGGCGUGCGUGGGGCCGACGCUACGAUCCGUUUACGAUGAUCAGCCCAACGCACACAAAAGGUUUAUGGAGAAACUUGAUGCCAGAAUACGCAACCAUGACAGAGAGAUUGAGAAAAUGUGCAACUUCCAUCAUCAGGGAUUCGUGGACGCCAUCACAGAACUGCUGAAAGUCCGAGCAGAUGCUGAGAAGCUGAUGGGCCAAGUGAGCGACACCAAUCGAAGACUUCAAGACGCCGGACGAGAGGUGACGGCCCAAACAGAGGAGGUCAUACGCUGCCGAAUUCAACAGAGGAACAUGGCCACCACGGUGGAGAAGCUGCAGCUCUGCAUUCCCGUCCUGGAAAUGUACAGCAAAUUGAAGGAGCAGCUUGAAUCGAAAAGAUACUACUCUGCAUUGAAAACAAUGGAGCAGCUAGAAAACAUUUAUAUUCCCAGAGUGAGCCAGUACAGGUUCUGCCAAAUCAUGGCUGAGACACUCCCUAAACUCAGAGAGGAGAUUAAGGAGAUCUCCAUGUCUGACCUGAAAGACUUCUUGGAGAGUAUCCGAAAGCACUCGGAUAAAAUUGGUGAAACCGCAAUGAGACAGGCUCAGCAGCACCGUACGUUUAACAGUGCGGUGCAGAAGCAGGUGACUCUGAGCUGUGCCAAACCUCUGUAUGGUCUGAACAGCCGAACACCCCUCCAUCACAACGGCCUGAGCGCAGAGGCAACAGAUGAAGAAGAGAUGGAUGAGGAGGUCCUGACGGCACAGGAUCUGGUGGAUUUUUCGCCAGUCUACCGAUGUCUUCACAUCUACACUGUUUUGGGAGACAGAGAGACAUUUGAAAAUUACUAUAGGAAGCAAAGAAAAAAGCAAGCAAGACUAGUACUGCAACCUCAGUCUAACAUGCAUGAGACCGUGGAGGGCUACAGGAAGUACUUUAAUCAGAUUGUUGGGUUCUUUGUGGUGGAGGAUCACAUAUUACACGCCACCCAAGGCCUAGUGACCAGAGCCUUCACAGACGAGCUGUGGAACAUGGCCCUGUCCAAAAUCAUUGCAGUUCUCCGCACACACUCCAGGAAAUUUGACUCAACUGAGAUUGACGACAUGCUCCGUAAAUCCACCAACCUGCUGCUGACGAGGACGCUGAGCAGCUGCUUACAAAAUCUCAUCAAAAAGCCACACAUAGGAUUAACUGAGCUAGUUCAAAUUAUCAUCAACACCACCCAUUUAGAGCACGCGUGUAAAUACCUGGAGGAUUUUAUCACCAACAUCACCAAUGUGUCCCCGGAAACAGUUCAUACCACAAGACUCUACGGGCUUUCCACCUUCAAGGACGCCAGACACGCAGCUGAAGGAGAAAUAUACACCAAACUCAACCAGAAGAUUGAUGAAUUCAUUCAGCUGGCUGAUUAUGAAUGGGGCAUGGCAGAGUCGGACGGCAGGGCCAGCGGCUACCUCAUGGACCUCAUUAACUUCCUGCGUAGCACCUUCCAGGUCUUCACGCACCUUCCGAAUAACAACAAUGAUCAUGCUGCAAUGUCGGGUAAGGUGGCGCAGACAGCGUGUAUGUCUUCCUGUAAACACCUGGCCACGUCACUGAUGCAGAUGCUGCUAGAUACUGAGCUCAAACAGAUCAGCAUGGGAGCCAUUCAGCAGUUUAACCUGGACGUUAUGCAGUGUGAACUGUUUGCCAGUUCAGAGCCCGUGCCAGGAUUCCAGGGGGACACGCUGCAGUUGGCCUUCAUUGACCUCCGACAGCUUCUAGAUCUAUUCAUGGUGUGGGACUGGUCCACGUACCUGGCAGACUAUGGCCAGCCCACCUCAAAGUACCUGCGGGUGAACCCCUCCACUGCGCUAGCACUUUUGGAGAAAGUCAACAGAGGGAUGAAAGACACAAGCAAAAAGAACAACAUCUUCUCCCAGUUCAGGAAGAACGACCGUGACAAGCAGAAAUUGAUUGAGACGGUGGUGAAGCAGCUGAGAAGUCUGGUGAAUGGAAUGUCCCAGCAUUCCUAGAGUCGUCCAAACACUGGGCUGGGUUUGAAAAUGUAACUUAGAAACGACCGUUAUGCUUCUUGCUUUGACCCCUUUUUUUCCAAAUCCAGUAACUUGCUGUAAGGUAACUACUCUUAAAGUACUGUGAUAUAUUUUGACUGCAUCCUCCAUGUCUUCUGCCAAAAUAUUCACCACUGUAGGUUAAUAAUGUAAAUAUAUGGCAAACGUGAAGAGUAAAAAAGAAAAAGUGAACAGAUGAAGUUAUGCAGUAAUUUUUUGUAAUGUAUUUUUAAAGGUUGAGAAUUAUGUUUUGUACGUUGUGAAAGUGCAAUGACUCUUAACACUACACUUGAGCUCUGGAGGUGUGUAUGUGACUGGUGAUGCUGAUGGUCAUAUUGCAACCUGUAGGAAAUUCUCCCUAGUGUAACAUGGAUGAAGUUUUUACUGUAAAUCAUUUUAAAUAUAUUUAACACUGCUAUGGAAUCAUGCUUCCCAUCGGUCUGCCUCGAGUUGAAGUGGACUCAAAUUAGGUAACUUAUAAAUGAUAAACAUUUGCAUGAGAAUGCGUCAUUUUUUCUUUUACGUUAGCAGACUUUGUUCCAACGUAUGUGCACAAACAGCACUUCUUUAUUGAAAAGAAUCUCAAAUUGUCAGCUGCAUUUCACUGAACGAUGUACAAAUGCACCACAGAAUAAUAUAGAAUUUUUAUUUUCUCAGGGUGAAAUGAAAGCUUUGGGUUCAGAUGCUUUAGAAUCUCAUUUUUAGGUGAAAAUAAAUAAGCAAUAAUUGGUCCAGCUACAGAUUCGGUGCAAAGUUGCAUUGAAAAAUUCCUGAUUCAUUUCUUUAUCCACAUGGUUUUAUUUUGUUUCUUCACAUUUAUUUUGCCCAGGCUUAUUGCACUGAAAAUGAUUUAAGUUUGCCUUUUAACAAGCAACUGUAUGCUUAUGUAUUUAAAGUACCACUGUAUAUAUCAUAAUAUUUUAUUAAAAUGAGGGAAAAAAUGGAAUGUAAAGAUAAAACAUUUGUCAUCUGUUUCCAUAUUUCAGUUUUCAGUUGAUGGCUGUAACAACACUAAUAUUGGCUUCACUUUAAAAUAACACUCAUAACUUAAAGACUUGCUUAACAAAUAAGUAUUUCUUUACAUUCAGAUAUCAAAACAGAUGAAUCAAGGUUUCAAGACAUUACAAGUAUUUGAAUGCACAUUAACUAAUGAUUUGUUAAGCAUUAUGGAAUGUUUGUUAAUAUUAAUAAUGAAAAUUACUGUAAGGUGUCACCCAGAUAUUCAACAUUUCAAUGAGGCAAACAGAAUCAUAAUAUUCAAAAAUCUGGAGUUACACAAACCCAAGUGAAAACCCAAGUUGUUUUCAAGGUCCACCCAUUUUUAUUUGUGUGCUUUAAUAAAAUAUC